GCACUGACACUGACCUCAUCGCCUCAGGCCAAGACCUCAUCGCAUUUAGAUAAUAAAAAAGAAAUCUUUGGCGAUAGAUAUCUAGUAGGUACUAGAUAACACAGGAAAAGAAGAAAAAUGCUGAGUAUCGUCGUAGUACGGAGCACGAGUGUCCCGGUCGAUAGUCGAUAACGUCAUGUCUGUGGUCGAUAGUAUCGUAGGUAAUGAUACCUACGAUAGAUACGAUACCUACCAUGUAGGUACUGUUGUACGAAGUACUUAAUAAAUCCAUGGUAUCAUCACAGACAUAUUUUACAGCUGUUUGUUCCUGAAAAAAAGCAACGGGUCUACCAACCAUAUAAAAACCGUUCAUUUUAUCCUUUAUUCAUUUCCAUUCAAUUUUGACAUGGCGUCACGUCAAUCGUAGUUCUAUGUUUUGUGCAGCACAGCAACUAUUGUUGUUAAAAAAUGAUUUAAUAACCCCAUGAUUAUGUUUAUGUGACAAAGAUUAAAUAUUAACGUAGAGCAAUUGCCAAUAAUAACGUAAAUUGACAAUUCCUAGCUGUAGUCGCGUACAAAAUGACGACACACGAUGUUGCAGUAAUCCACCAUCAGCAAAUGCACCAUGAGAUUGAAGUUCCCGUUCUAAAUAUAGUGGGUUUAGUUCCUAUGCAUCAUCAGGCUCAAAUAAUACACGAACAACCGCAACAGCCACAAUCGCAGCCUCAGUUAAUACAGCAACAACAACAACAACCGCCGCCCGAACAACACAUCCCAGAGCCUCAACCGCCUCCUCAACAGCCACAUGAACCAAACCAGCCAGUACAUGAAGAACGGAAACCGAAAUUGGAGAAAAAGAAAAAAGAAGCUAUAGACGGCCAAGCGCGGGAAAUAAUUUUCAAGGUUAUAAGAUUUUUCGAAAGUGAAAAACAAAACAGAGGCUACGCAUUCCCAGUUGAGAAUGUUGUUAAAAGGGCGUGCGCCGCGACUGGCCUAUCGGAAAGCACCAUAAAAAGAAUUAAAAGGGACGGUUUGCGUGCCGAAGCGACUCAAACAAAAAUGACAGGGCCAAAGAAGAAAAGAAUUAGAAAAACUAAAGUCCAACUGGAUUACUUCCAAUUGUGUGCGUUAAGAGGUAUUGUGAACAGUUAUUCAAAUAGGAAAGAAGUGCCAACUUUAGGGAAAAUAUUAGCUGCGGCUAAACACGAACUCAAUUAUAGAGGUGGAAAGGAAUCAUUGAGGCUUAUACUGUUGAAUAAGCUUGGUAUUAAGUUUAAAAAGUGUGAAAAGAAAAACAAGAAACCUGCCGAGCCUACUCCACAGCCCAUGCAGAUGCCCACUCAGAUGCAACAUCCUCAAAUGCAGCAAAUGAAACCAAUGGAGAACCAAUGUGUUUAUACUAACCUCAUGCCGCAAGUCCCUCCUGUAUCAUAUUAGUUUAGGUUUUAGAGGUAAUAGGAUGAUAGCAAUCAAAUAAUGCCUUAGAUAGGCUAUAUGCACAGACCUAUGUAUAAGUUUAAAAUAAAACUGUAAAUACAAUUCUAAUGUAGAUUUUCUACAUCUUUGGAUUUAUGAAGUCUCAGACAUGAACAUAAUUUAUCACGAUACCCAAGGGGCUAACUCUUCAUCAUGUAUCAUGAGAGAGAGUGUGAUCAGGUUUAGUGCUCUGAAUUCAAUAUGUUAAUAUAACAGGACAAUGUUCACUUUGAGUGGAACUUUUUGCUGUAUAAUCUUUCCAAAAUCAAUCUAAAUGAUAUUUCAAUACAGCUCCCUAUUGUGCUAAUGACUUCUGCUGGAUUACAGUUGAACCUCAUAGUUCUGCUUUCUUUUAUUGUUCCAGUAGUAGGUAUCUGGAUCAAAACUGAGCAGUUAUCAUUGCUGUAGUCAAAACAAAAAAUUUCAAAGAUAGACUCGUAACCAAAACCAUAAAAAAAUGCAAAUUCAAUUUAGUAAAUUUAUUUAUUAAAUUGAGGUUCAAAUGCAAUGUGACCGUAUUAGCGGAUGAUUUGAGGGCGAAAUCCGGAAUGUCCAAAUUAAGUUAACAGCAAUACUUUUUAUAUGAAUGAAUGAAAUGAAAUCAGACCUGAUUUAGAUUAUCCCCUAUACAGCUGCAAAAACCGCAUGAAAUAUCAUCCAGUAGUUUUCGAACAAACAGACUGACUAAAAUUGUAAAAAAGUUAUAAUGGUUUCUAUUAGCCCCAUAAAGACCCCCAUAAUUAUUAUUCUACAAUAUCUCCUAUGUACAGACAUAGCCCAUUUACAGUUUUAUUUAUGUAAAUUCUAAUUUUCAUUAUUUGUCACUGAAAGUUUUAAAAGUGACUUAUAGAACUGCCCUGCCCUAAUCGUGAAUCUCAUGGAAUAUUAUCAUCUGUAUAUAGUUUCUCCAUUAUUUUAUUCAAAUUAUUAAACUCAUUUAAUCAUUUCAAAUUGUGUUAGACAUUUUUUAAUAAUUAGGUAUGACACAGAAAUUAUUGAUUUUUAAUUCAUUAUGUGUAAAUACCAAUAACGAAAUACCUAAAUGAUAAGAUAGAUACUUUGGGCAGAACCUAGAUGCGAAAGUAACAUUCACUUUUAGUAGUCCUUAGCUUUGACCCCUGUAAUUAAUACGAAAAUCUUAAUGAGCGCCCUUUUUAGAAGUGUUAAACUUGAAACUUCUCAUAAAGGUUCUACCCAGAGUAUCUUACCAUGUCAUAUGUUAUAUAACACCCUGUAUUGUUUUGUUAGAAUAAAACACAUUGAAGGAUUUUUCUUGGGUUGCUUUAUUCUCUUAUAAGUUAUAGAUGUCGCAUUGUUUAUUUGUAGAUUAGGUUUUUCGGUGUGAUAUUUUGUUUAGAUUUUGUGCAAAUAUCUGGAUAUCAAUGUGUCUUGUGAAAACAAUUUUAAAGAUUAAAAUUUUUAAGUAAAAUUUAUACAUGCAAACAAAAAUUCUGAGCAAAUCACUUACUAGGUACCCUGUUUUAAUUAAAUGUAUAAUUUGUUUAUAACUUGUAUGUAUUCUGCCACUGGGGGUCUACCAUGAAACAUAAAACACAUAGCACCUAUUGCGUCCACACACUCUUUUUAUUUACACGAUGGGUACAUAUAUGGGGAAAAGGUUUGUAUGCUUCGUGGUAGGCCUUCUGAAUGUGGUCGCGCCACCUCGUUCUCGGGUGAACGUCAUGAUGGAGGUACAAAGUCAUGGAUCGAUCGAUUACGAGAUCGAAUAUACGUUUAGUACCAUAAAUCUACUAUUUGCAACUUUAUAAAAAAAAUGUUGUAUAAUUUUUUCAAAAUCUUGGCCCCUCUGUUCUGACGCAACGCCUCAGCCCUUCUUGGCAGAAUGAACUUCUUGGCGAAAAAUCAUGUUGUCUUUGCCUAGAAACAAAAUGGCUUUUUAAAUUUGCUUUUAAUUUCAAAUUAUGUCUAUUGUGCCAGUGUAAAAAUAAUGAGUUACAUAUUGUUUUUCUAUUGUUACAAUGAUCCCUUUUAUGUGGCAAUCUGUAAUAAUAUUUAUAUGUAAAGAUGGUAUAUUUUUGUUCAUUAUAUUAAUGAUAAAUUAUGAAUAUAUGAUGUAAGGCUGAAUAUAAUUAUGUAUAUUAUACUUAUUUUAGUCAAAUAAAACUAAUUUAAGUUGUAAA
Messenger RNA from Plodia interpunctella (Indianmeal moth), 3596 nucleotides. Its product is annotated as putative mediator of RNA polymerase II transcription subunit 12. The record is from RefSeq and is a predicted model, not a curated record. Bases 559 to 1416 code for a protein of 285 amino acids. Lineage: Eukaryota; Metazoa; Arthropoda; Insecta; Lepidoptera; Pyralidae. The transcript has a single exon.